This is a messenger RNA of Diaporthe batatas, 906 nucleotides long. RefSeq lists its product as uncharacterized. NCBI's taxonomy places the organism in Eukaryota, Fungi, Ascomycota, Sordariomycetes, Diaporthales, Diaporthaceae. The coding region runs from base 1 to 906 and encodes 301 amino acids. The transcript has 2 exons. The record is from RefSeq and is a predicted model, not a curated record.
AUGGAGAACCCACCGAGCACCCAGCCUGGCGGGACCGAGAAGCCAGCUGCCGCACGCCUCAGCACGCCAGCCCAGCCCGCCCAGCAGCAGUUCCAGCCGCUCGAGAGUCUUCCUACCAGGGCGCCGACAUUCCAGACCAGCAAGCCCUUCUCCAUCGCCAAGCUUGUGCUGGGCUCCUUCAACCUCGUCUUUGCCAUAAUCGCCCUGGGCCUGUCUCUCGGCCUGAUCAUGUCGACAGUCACGUUCAGCUCAUUCAUCGGCAUCGCGAUUUGCCUGUCCCUUGCCGUCGUGUCGCUCAUAUGGCAACUCGCCGAGCACAUCACCCUGGCCGUCCGCAAGGGCUGGCGCCCGAUUCACCCGGGGGCGCACGUGGGCGUGCACCUGCUCCUGUCGGUGCUCGCGCUGCUCGUGGCCAUGUCCCUGUGCUUUGCCGUGGCCGACGAGCUGGCCUGGUACAACAUCGACCCGGACUGCACGUACGACGCGGACUGGCCCAUCAACGACUACACGAUGGACGGCCGGCCCACCUGCGACAUGUACACCUUCCCCACGCAGGCCGACGCCGACAAGUACUUCCGCAUGAUCGAGGCCCUGGCCGCCUUCUCCGUGCUCAUGCUUAUCUCCCACGUCACCCUCUUCAUCAUGGCGUGCGUCGAGACGGACCGCAGGAGGAAGUAUGGCAAGAUGACCAAGGUGGUCUACCUCGUCGCGUCCCAGGGCCCCGCCGACGGCAGGACCUACUAUGCGCCCGUCGGCACGCAGCUCUUCGACCACAGGACCUCUGUCCUGCCGCCCCAGGCUGCGUUCCAGCAGCAGCAGCGCCAGCACCAGCACAGCAAUGCCGAUCCUGGUAUUCAUGGGUACUAUGCGCCCCCUGCGGGCGUGGCUCCCGGGACGGCGGCGUAG